Molecule: messenger RNA, 399 nt
Organism: Saccostrea cuccullata (small rock oyster)
Lineage: Eukaryota; Metazoa; Mollusca; Bivalvia; Ostreida; Ostreidae
Exons: 1
Coding region: 1-399 (132 amino acids)
Biological process (GO): regulation of translational initiation; GCN2-mediated signaling
Cellular component (GO): cytoplasm
Source: RefSeq, a predicted model, not a curated record
AUGGAUCAAUCAGAAAGAGGAGCGCUGAACAAGAUCAAAGUGACAGAGCUGGAAACUAAUGAAGGGGGAAGCUUCUUCCGGGGGAUUGGGGGAACAACGGAAUGCUACAACCACGUGCGCGACAUGUACAAGAAAACAUUGUGUGAUCAAUCCCAUGCCAAAGCUGACCACAACAUAAUCGUAUACAGAUUUCAAGAUUCAAAUGGACAGAUUCAUGAGGGAUAUAACGAUGAUGGCGAAAUUGGCGCAGGACGUAGAUUAGUGAAAGCGAUGCAGAACUUACAAAUCAAAAACAUGACAGUUGUUAUCUCGCGAUUUCAAGCGAAGCACAUCGGUAGUCGUCGAUUUGAAAUCUUGGAAAAUCUGCUGACUGACGUGGUUCUCCGACAUACCAGUUAG